GCGGAGAGGCAGCCGAGCGACCCUGCCCCGCGGCGCUGGCCCAGUCUUUCUGCAGCCCCGCCACCAUGCCCAGCUCGGCGCUGUGGGCAGUGGACCUCUUCGGGAGGGUGUACACGCUCUCCACAGCCGGCCAGUACUGGGAGCUCUGCAAGGACACCCAGCUGGAGUUCAAGCGGGUCAGUGCGGCCACGCAGUGCUGCUGGGGCAUCGCCUGUGACAACCAGGUCUACGUGUAUGUGUGCGCCAGUGACGUCCCCAUCCGCCGCCAAGAGGAGGUCUAUGAGAAUCAGCGCUGGAACCCCGUGGGCGGCUUCUGUGAGAAGCUACUGCCUAGUGACCGCUGGCCAUGGAGCGACGUGAGUGGGCUCCAGCACCGGCCGCUGGAUGGGGUGGUGCUGCCCUCCCCGCACUGGGAAUGGGAAUCCGACUGGUACGUGGAUGAGAACUUCGGAGGGGAGCCCACCGAGAAAGGGGGAUGGACAUAUGCCAUCGACUUCCCUGCCACCUACACGCGAGACAAGAAGUGGAAUUCUUACGUGCGGCGGCGAAGGUGGAUCCGGUACAGGAGAUACAAGUCCCGCGACACCUGGGCCAAGAUCCCUUCGAAGGAUGACCCCAAACAACUGCCCGACCCCUUCAACGACCUCUCUGUGGGGGGGUGGGAGGUCACCGAUGAGCCCGUGGGCCACCUGUCCGUGUGGGCCGUGUCUCUGCAAGGAAAGGUGUGGUACAGAGAAGACGUCAGCCACCCCAAUCCCGAAGGCUCGUCGUGGUCCCUCGUGGACACACCGGGGGAGGUGGUCCAGAUCAGCUGUGGGCCCCACGACCUCCUGUGGGUCACGCUCUGGGAAGGGCAGGCCUUGGUUCGGGAAGGAAUCAACAGGAACAACCCCAAAGGAAGUUCCUGGUGCAUAGUGGAGCCUCCUACCUCUGAAAAUGGGAUCAUGCACGUCUCUGUGGGAGUGGGCGUGGUCUGGGCCGUCACCAAGGACCGGAAAGUGUGGUUCCGCAGAGGCGUCAACUCGCACAAUCCCUGUGGCACCAGCUGGAUCGAGAUGGUGGGAGAAAUGAUGAUGGUGAACGUGGGGCUGAACGACCAGGUCUGGGGCAUCGGCUGUGAGGACCGGGCUGUGUACUUCCGUCAGGGUGUCACCCCAAGCGAGCUGAGUGGGAAGACGUGGAAGGCCAUUGUCGCCGGCCGAGAAUGUGACCGGUCACACUCUGGCAGCUCCUCAAGUCUCCUCAGUGCUGGCUGCUUCUUCGGCGACGAGGUGAGGGGCGGUGGUGACUCCUGUGCACCAAGCGACGUGGACGCCUCCUCGGAAGCUGAGAGACCGGGGCCUGAACAGGCUGUCCCUGCAGGGUCUCUGGAAAGUCCCAGGGCCUCCAAGGGCAGCUCGGCCGCGGGCCUAGGCGCCAGCAAGACCACAGAGCAUGCGGCGGAGGCUGCCAGCCCGGCCGAUCAGACCCCUAGGCCCGAGCCUCACCCUUGCCCGGCCUCCACCCCAGCCGAGCUGCCCUGGACCAACAUCGACCUGAAGGAGCCCAAGAAAGCACCCAGCCAGUCUGCUGCUGACUGUCCUGAGACGGCCGGCCUCUCCUCGCUGGGCAUGCUCCCACUGGGCUUGGAGGAGCCCUACUGCGCUGACGACCACCCGCUGUGGGCCUGGGUGUCGGGAGGAGGCUGCGCCAUGGAGCCCCAUGCUGUGCUCAAGUGGUUCACUGUCCAGUCGGGCCUGUCUUCCUCCGUGCAGACGCUGUCCCCGGCCAUCACACCAGCCCAGACUGCCACCUGGCGGAAGCAGAUCUUCCAGCAGCUGACGGAACGGACCAAGCGGGAGCUGGAGAACUUCCGACACUAUGAGCAGGCCGUGGAGCAGUCGGUGUGGGUGAAGACGGGGUCCCUGCAGUGGUGGUGCGACUGGAAGCCUCACAAAUGGGUGGACGUCCGCGUGGCCCUGGAGCAGUUCAAGGGGCACGAUGGGGCUCGCGACAGCAUCCUCUUCGUCUACUACGUGGUCCAGGAGGAGAAGAAGUACCUGCAUGUGUUCCUCAACGAGGUGACCACGCUGGUCCCCGUGCUCAACGAGGCCAAGCACUCCUUUGCCCUGUACACCCCCGAAAGGACCCGGCAAAGGUGGCCGGUGCGUCUGGCUGCCGCCACCGAGCAGGACAUGAAUGACUGGCUGGCCCUGCUCAACCUGUCCUGCUGUGAGAGCCGGAGGGUCCUCGGCCGCCCCUCCCCGCAGGCCAUCUGGUCCGUCACCUGCAAGGGGGACAUCUUCGUGAGCGAGCCCAGCCCGGACCUGGAGGCCCCCGAGCACCCGCUGCCCUGCGACCAGAUGUUCUGGCGGCAGAUGGGAGGCCACCUGCGGGUGGUGGAGGCCAGCAGCCAUGGCGUGGUGUGGGGCAUCGGCUACGACGGCACAGCCUGGGUGUACACGGGCGGCUACGGCGGAGGCUGCUUCCAGGGCCUGGCCAGCAGCACUGGGAACAUCUACACGCAGUCGGACGUGAAGUGCGUGCACAUCUACGAGAACCAGCGCUGGAAUCCCGUCACGGGCUACACCAGCAGGGGCCUGCCCACCGACCGGCACAUGUGGAGCGACGCCACGGGCCUGCAGGAGUGCACCAAGGCGGGCACGAAGCCCCCUUCCCUGCAGUGGGCCUGGGUUUCUGACUGGUCCGUGGACUUCAGCGUCUCUGGGGGCACUGACCCCGAGGGAUGGCAGUACGCCAGUGACUUCCCUUCCUCAUAUCACGGGUACAAAACCAUGAGGGAUUUUGUCAGGAGAAGGUGCUGGGCCAGAAAAUGCAAGCUGGUGACCAGCGGGCCUUGGCUGGAAGUGUCCCCCAUUGCCCUCGGGGAUGUGUCCAUCAUCCCCGAGAGCCCGGGCACCACCGAGAGUGGGCACAGCAUCGCCCUCUGGGCUGUCAGCGACAAGGGCGACGUACUGUGCCGCCUGGGUGUGUCUGAGCUCAACCCCGCGGGCUCCUCCUGGCUUCACGUUGGCACCGACCAGCCCUUCGCCUCCGUCUCCAUCGGGGGCGACUACCAGGUGUGGGCCGUGGCGAGGGACGGCUCUGCCUUCUACAGGGGCUCUGUGUCCCCCUCCCAGCCGGCCGGCGACUGCUGGUACCACAUCCCGUCGCCUCCCAAGCAGAGGCUGAAGCAGGUGUCCGUGGGCCAGACGUCCGUGUGUGCCGUGGAUGACAACGGAAACCUGUGGUACCGCCAGGGGGUCACACCCAGCUACCCACAGGGCUCCAGCUGGGAACAUGUGUCCAACAACGUGCGCCGAGUGUCCGUGGGGCCCCUGGACCAGGUCUGGGUCAUCGCCAACAAAGUCCAGGGGAGCCACAGCCUCAGCCGGGGAACCGUGUGCCACCGCACAGGCGUGCAGCCCCUGGAGCCCAAGGGGCAGGGCUGGGACUACGGCAUCGGGGGGGGCUGGGAUCACAUCUCCAUCCGGGCCAAUGCCACCAGGGCCUCCAAGAGCGCAUCCCAGGAGACAUCUGGAGAGCAGGGCCUCCCCAGUGGGCCCUCGAGUGUGGCCAGUGCCCCGCAGGAGGCCGUGGGCCCUGUGUGCUGCUGAAGCCGCCUCCCUCACCGGAGGCACGUGCGGUGCCCAGUGGGAAGGAUCGUGCGGUGCCCAGUGGGA
This is a messenger RNA of Molossus molossus (Pallas's mastiff bat), 3662 nucleotides long. RefSeq names its product tectonin beta-propeller repeat containing 1 (gene TECPR1). NCBI's taxonomy places the organism in Eukaryota, Metazoa, Chordata, Mammalia, Chiroptera, Molossidae. The transcript is spliced from 25 exons. The record is from RefSeq and is a predicted model, not a curated record. Bases 66 to 3596 code for a protein of 1176 amino acids. Gene Ontology annotation, cellular component: membrane.